AUGGAAGUUACCCAGGUGCUUCUGAAUGCUCAAGCUAUAGAUGGAACCAUUCGGAAGCAUGCUGAAGAAAGUUUGAAACAGUUUCAGGAGCAAGAUCUUCCAUUGUUCUUGUUAUCUCUUUCUAGAGAGCUAGCAAAUGAAGAGAGACCUGUUGAGAGCCGUAAAUUAGCAGGUCUUAUACUUAAGAAUGCCCUGGAUGCUAAAGAACAACAUAGAAAGUUGGAUCUUGUUCAAAGAUGGCUGGGACUGGAAGCUUCUGUGAAAACCCAGAUUAAGAUGUGCUUGUUACAGACCCUCUCUUCCCCUGUAUCAGAUGCCCGUUCAACUACCUCUCAAGUUAUUGCAAAGGUUGCAGGAAUUGAGCUCCCCCAGAAACAAUGGCCAGAACUGAUUGGAUCAUUGUUGUCAAAUAUCCAUCAGUUACCAGCUCAUGUAAAGCAAGCCACUUUAGAGACUCUUGGGUAUUUGUGUGAGGAAGUCUCUCCUGAUGUCAUGGAUCAAGAUCAAGUAAAUAAAAUACUGACAGCUGUAGUUCAGGGUAUGAACGCAUCUGAAGGGAACAAUGAUGUUAGACUUGCUGCCACCCGAGCACUGUACAAUGCUUUGGGUUUUGCUCAGGCCAAUUUUAGCAAUGAUAUGGAACGUGAUUAUAUAAUGAGAGUUGUGUGUGAGGCAACUUUGUCAUCUGAAGUGAAGAUACGACAGGCAGCUUUUGAGUGUUUAGUCUCCAUUUCUUCAACUUACUAUGAGAAAUUAGCCCCUUACAUGCAAGACAUCUUUACCAUCACAGCAAAAGCUGUUAGGGAAGACCAGGAACCUGUUGCCCUUCAAGCCAUUGAGUUCUGGAGUUCGAUUUGUGAUGAGGAGAUAGAUAUAUUGGAAGAUUAUGUGGGUGAUUUUAGUGGGGACUCUGAUAUCCCUUGCUUUUACUUUAUCAAGCAGGCACUCCCUGCCCUUGUCCCGAUGCUUUUGGAGACUCUUCUUAAGCAGGAAGAGGACCAGGAACAGGAAGAUGGCGCUUGGAAUAUUGCUAUGGCUGGGGGCACAUGCCUUGGGUUGGUUGCUCGGACAGUGGGAGAUGAUAUUGUUCCUCUUGUUAUGCCAUUCAUCGAAGAGAACAUAACAAAACCAGAUUGGAGGCAAAGGGAAGCAGCUACGUAUGCCUUUGGUUCCAUCUUGGAGGGUCCUUCGGCUAACAAGUUAACACCUAUUGUUAAUGUUGCUUUGACGUUCAUGCUCAGUGCUUUAACAAAGGACCCGAACAACCAUGUGAAGGACACUACUGCCUGGACACUGGGAAGGAUUUUCGAGUUCCUUCAUGGUUCAACUAUGGAUACACCCAUAAUUACCCCAGCGAACUGCCAACAGAUCAUCACAGUUCUUCUUCAGAGCAUGAAGGAUGUUCCAAAUGUUGCUGAGAAGGCCUGUGGUGCUCUCUAUUUUCUGGCCCAGGGUUAUGAGGAUUUUGGCCCAUCAUCUCCCUUAGCUCCUUUUUUCCAGGAAAUUGUACAGGCUUUACUCACUGUUACUCACAGAGCAGAUGCUGGGGAAUCACGAUUGAGGACUGCUGCAUAUGAAGCGUUGAAUGAAGUUGUAAGGUGUUCAUCUGAAGAGACUGCCUCCAUGGUGUUGCAACUUGUUCCUGUUAUCAUGAUUGAACUGCACAAGACUCUUGAGGGCCAGAAGGUUGCUUCUGAUGAGAUAGAGAGGCAGAGUGAAUUGCAAGGACUUCUUUGUGGGUGCUUACAGGUCAUUAUUCAGAAACUAGGCUCAUCAGAGCCAACUAAAUAUGUUUUUAUGCAGUAUGCGGAUCAGAUAAUGGGACUUUUCUUGAGGGUAUUUGCCUGUAGAAGUGCUACUGUCCAUGAAGAGGCCAUGCUUGCCAUUGGGGCCCUUGCAUACACAACUGGCCCAGACUUUGCAAAAUACAUGCCAGAGUUUUACAAGUAUCUGGAAAUGGGGCUUCAAAAUUUUGAGGAGUACCAAAUCUGUGCUGUCACAGUUGGUGUGGUAGGGGAUAUUUGUAGAGCCAUUGAAGAUAAGGUUCUGCCUUAUUGUGAUGGAAUUAUGACCCAGCUUCUCAAGGAUCUAUCAAGCAACCAGUUGCACCGCUCUGUAAAGCCUCCUAUAUUCUCCUGCUUCGGUGAUAUAGCUCUUGCAAUAGGAGAUAACUUUGAGAAGUACUUGAUGUAUGCCAUGCCAAUGAUCCAGAGUGCUGCAGAGAUGUCUGUCCACACAGCAGGUGCUGACGAUGAAAUGACAGAGUACACCAAUUCUCUGAGAAAUGGAAUAUUGGAGGCAUACUCUGGGAUUUUCCAAGGUUUCAAGAACUCCCCAAAAACCCAGCUCCUGAUAUCUUAUGCUCCUCACAUCCUGCAGUUCUUGGAUAGCAUAUACAUGGGGAAAGACAUGGAUGAAGUGGUGAUGAAAACAGCCAUUGGUGUCCUUGGAGAUCUAGCAGAUACACUAGGAAGCAAUGCAGGUUCUUUGAUACAGCAAUCUCAGUCAUGCAGAGACUUUUUAAAUGAAUGUUUGUCUUCAGAAGACAAUUUGAUAAAAGAAUCUGCAGAAUGGGCCAAGUCGGCCAUCAGUCGUGCCAUUUCUGUUUGA
Messenger RNA from Prunus armeniaca (apricot), 2610 nucleotides. Lineage: Eukaryota; Viridiplantae; Streptophyta; Magnoliopsida; Rosales; Rosaceae. The record is from the annotation of a GenBank genome assembly.